Messenger RNA from Colletotrichum acutatum, 867 nucleotides. RefSeq lists its product as uncharacterized. The coding region runs from base 1 to 867 and encodes 288 amino acids. The transcript has a single exon. NCBI's taxonomy places the organism in Eukaryota, Fungi, Ascomycota, Sordariomycetes, Glomerellales, Glomerellaceae. The record is from RefSeq and is a predicted model, not a curated record.
AUGUCCGAACUCGUCGAAUUCGAACUCUUCAAACUUUUGCCGAAGGAAGUUAGACGCAUAGUAUGGCGUGAGGCCCUCGAAGAACGGCUCGUGGCCGUGGCCCCCAGGGUGGACUGGCUUGCCCGAAGAAGUCGUCUGCCCGCCAUGUCCGCUGUUCAUCGAGAAAGUCGCAAAAUUUUCUUGGGCAUAUACAUUCGACUGAUCAGAGAGUCUACGGGCAUGCCUCAUAACACAAGUUCCUUUGAUUGGCUUGUCAAAGACCAUGUCUACCUCAAUCCUGAUGUUGACACCCUCAUUCUCGGUACGAUCGUCGACAGACUAGGGGGCUUCCGAUUUGCGCUCGCCAGCCCUCAGUGGCGUGAAAAGGUUGGCGGCUUAGGGGACUUGAUUACAUCGCCAACCUUCCCGAGCUAUAUCGAAAAGCGACUUCGAAAAGUGCGUUUACACGACACCUGCUUCCUGCAGCGGAUAUUCAACCGAAGACUUGAUAGAGGCGAAAACCUCUUUUCUUACAGCCCUUUCACCCUUUGCCCCUCAGCGGGACCCAUUCCACUUCCCAGUCUUCAAUUUCCAUGUCUCGAGGUCAUCCACCUGGUUUCUCUGCUUUGCAUUCCAAUACCAAGGAGCACGCCGCAAGGUCCGACAGGAUUAUCCCUGCGUGGCAUGGGGGUUUAUUUUCGUUACAUACUGCCAACCAAUAGGCUCUACUGUUAUCACGAGUCGACCCUACGUAGCGAGUACCUUGGAGGUAUACGGCCGAACGAUCGAAUUCCUGACGAUUACUUCAAGGUCGACCCGAAUGAUAGUUGCGGUAUCCGCAUCGACAUCUUACGCGACAGCAAUCUCGAUUGGGUCACUGACGCCUAG